Messenger RNA from Patiria miniata (bat star), 889 nucleotides. RefSeq lists its product as uncharacterized. The transcript has 4 exons. The coding region runs from base 20 to 541 and encodes 173 amino acids. The record is from RefSeq and is a predicted model, not a curated record. NCBI's taxonomy places the organism in Eukaryota, Metazoa, Echinodermata, Asteroidea, Valvatida, Asterinidae.
AACAAGAACAGAUUCCCCAAUGUUCUUCCAUGUACAGGCUGAUUGGUCCAUUGCUGAGAUGAAUGCUGAGAUUGGGGAGAGCCACGCCCACCUCUACACAUCACAGACUGAUGAACAGACGAAGCACACAAACACACAUGCGAGAACUGUACAUGCGAGAACUGUUCUCAACAACAGAUUGAGGACUUUAAUACAUAGUCUUGUAGUCCUCACACGGCCUGGCAAAUGGACUGAUGAUUGCAGUGAUUGCCGUUACCGCUGCUUAGUCCUCCUCAUUAUUGUCAUCAUCCUCAUCACUCUGGUCAUCAGAAAGGUCAAGGGUAAGAGGACAAGGAGCCAGUCCUCCUACCAGAUGACUAUCCCCCCUCCCCACCCCCCAAACCAGUGCUCCCAGGAUCGGCCCGGCAACGCCAGUGAUGAAAAUUGUUUCACUGCCGUGGGCGGGGCCACAGUAGAGUCCACCAUCAGUACCAGUGCAGGGUUCGACCUUAGCGGUGGUCCGCUGGCCAAAUGCCAGUUGAAUUGCCGGCGGACCAGCUGAAACACCUUGCCAAGUGGUCCGGCUGGCCAGCCAAAUAAAUCUGCGUCAAAAAAAUGGUUGUUGUAUUUAUUUGGUUUCUUACUUACAUUCGCUAUUUUUUUCAAAAGAAACCUCCGUUAUUUUUACAAAUUCGCUUCGCGAUAUGACUACUUCGCAACUCGAUGUCACGGUGACUUUCAUCAUGUGCGUAAACCCAGCUCAAUGCGGCGAUGACUGGUUCCCGCCGCGCCAAUUUAAAAGACACGAUGAAAAUGCGGUAACUAGUCUGUGCACGGCUAUGCGAUCGAUUACUCCUAGAGCCUCAUAGAUUAAGAACCCCGCAAAAUUGUUUUCAGCACAAAACACUAA